Molecule: messenger RNA, 651 nt
Organism: Parnassius apollo (apollo)
Lineage: Eukaryota; Metazoa; Arthropoda; Insecta; Lepidoptera; Papilionidae
Source: the annotation of a GenBank genome assembly
AUGCUCACAUCUACCCACCGCACUGUUACACAGACUCACAUCAACCCACCGCACUGUUAUAACAGACUCACAUCUACCCACCGCACUGAUACACCAGACUCACAUCUACCCACCGCACUGUUACACCAGAUACACAUUUACCCAACGCACCGUUACAACAGACUCACAUCUACCCACCUCACCGUUACAUCAGACUCAGAUCUACCCACCGCACUAUUAUACCAGACUCACAUCUACCCACCGCAUUGUUACACCAGACUCAGAUCUACCUACCGCAUUGUUACACCAGACUCACAUCUACCCACCGCACCGUUACACCAGACUCACAUCUACCCACCGCACCGUUACACCACAGUCACAUCUACCCACCGCACCGUUACACCAGACUCACAUCUACCCACCGCACCGUUACACCAGACUCACAUCUACCCACCGCACUGUUACACCAGACUCACAUUUACCCACCGCACCAUUACACCAGAAUCACAUCUACCUACCGCACAGUUACACCAGGUUCACAUCUACCCACCGCACUGUUACACCAGACUCACAUCUACCCACCGCACUGUUACACCAGAAUCACAUCUACCCACCACACCGUUAUAUCAAAGUCGUAUUAGAGAUUUAGGUUUACCUUUAGCUCAAAGCUAG